Molecule: messenger RNA, 5166 nt
Organism: Ahaetulla prasina
Lineage: Eukaryota; Metazoa; Chordata; Lepidosauria; Squamata; Colubridae
Gene: ZNF668
Product: zinc finger protein 668
Exons: 3
Coding region: 143-2179 (678 amino acids)
Cellular component (GO): nucleus
Source: RefSeq, a predicted model, not a curated record
UCCCUGCAGUUCCAGCUCAUUGCUGCUGGACUCCCUCCAGCUACCCACCCACCUACCCACCCACUCACACACUAACUCCCCGGCCGCCCCGCCCCGCGCCUCCAUUUCCUCUCCUUCCUCCGCGGUCCUAGCGCUCGGCCACAUGGAGCCGCAGAGAAAGGGGAGAGCUCUUAGACAAAGGAGACAGCAGAAAAGCUUGCAUGAAGAGCUCAUGAACAGUCUAAGGCAAGGGUCCCCAACCAGAAGCAUGCCAGAAACUGGCAAACAAGCGAAGCCCCAUCCGCGGAAUGGAGCCAACAUGCAAAACCACCUUCCCUCCGAUCCACGGAAAAACCUCUCCACAGAACCGAUCCCUGGUGCCCAAAGAGUUGGGGGCUGCUGGUCUGAGGCAGCAUCAUCUGGAAAGAUGGCUGAAGCAGAAGAAGGAGAGGUUGGCGUGGAUGUGAAGCUAGAGGAGGAGGAGGAAGAUGAAGAGCCCGGCUACAUCCAAUCUGGGAGGCGCUACAGGUGCCUGACCUGUAGCAAAACUUUCCCUAGCGUGCCACGGGUAUUGCGUCAUUUAAAGUCUCACGUGGUUGGUACUGUGGAUGGCAUAGCUGCCAAACUCACUUGUCCUAAUUGCAGGAAAGAGUUUCCUGACCGGGCUCAACUUCGCAAGCACCAGCUCAGCCACCAAACGGAGCGCCCGUACCAAUGCCAGCUUUGUGCUAAGGCCUACAAAACCGCCCCCGAGCUGCGGAACCACGGGCGUAGCCACAGUGGCGAGAAACCCUUUGUUUGCCACGAGUGCGGCAAAGCAUUCAUGCAGCCCGUUUGCCUACGAGUCCACAUGGCCCGGCACACUGGAGACCUGCCCUUCCGCUGCCAGCAGUGCCACAAGGGCUAUGGCACUCUUUCCAAGCUGAAGAUCCACCAGCGUUCUCAUACGGGAGAGAAGCCGUACUCCUGCGGUGAAUGCAGCAAGCGCUUCGCUGACCCCUCGGUGUUCCGGAAGCACCGCCGGACCCAUGCUGGUCUCCGCCCCUACCAGUGUGAGGUGUGCCGCAAGACGUACGCUGAGUUGAAGGAUCUCAAGAAUCACGAGCGCUCCCACACAGGCGAACGCCCCUUCUUGUGCCAGGAUUGUGGAAAGGCCUUUUCCCGGUCCUCAUCGCUGGCCUGCCACCAGCGCAUCCAUGCAGCUCACAAGCCCUACCGUUGCAACCUCUGUGGGAAAGGCUUCACCCAGCUGUCCUCCUUCCAGAGCCACCAGAGGACCCACUCUGGCGAGAAGCCUUUUCUCUGUCCACAGUGCGGACGCAUGUUCAGCGACCCCUCCAGCUUCCGCAGGCAUCAGAGAGCCCACCAGGGCCUCAAGCCUUAUGCCUGCGACAAGUGUGGGAAGGCUUUCCGCCAACCGGCCGACCUGGCCAUGCACCAGCGCAUCCACACGGGUGAGAGGCCCCACAAGUGCUCACAAUGUGACAAGAGCUUCGUGGCUUCGUGGGACCUCAAGCGCCACCUGCUGGUGCACUCUGGCCAGCGCCCUCACCAGUGCGGGGAGUGUGGCAAGAGCUUUGCUGAACGGGCCAGCCUGACCAAACACUACCGUGUUCACUCAGGCGAGCGGCCAUUCAAGUGUGGCCGCUGCGGCAAAGCCUUUGUGGUGUCGUCCAGCCUCCGGAAGCACGAACGCACCCAUGGCAACGAGAACAGCGAGGACAAGGCCACCCCCGCAGGCAACCAGGACCCAUUCCUCAGUGACCCAUCGGCCAUUGUGGUCGCCACCGUGGUGCCCGCCUGUGGGGAGUGUGGGGAGGUCUUUGCCUCCACCCAAGAACUACGGCGCCACGAACGCCUGCUGCAUCCUGGCCUGCGCCCAUUUCCGUGUCCAGAAUGUGGCAAAGGCUUCUCAGACCGGGCUGGCCUGCGUAAACACGAGCGGAUCCACUCGGGAGUCCGUCCCCACGCCUGUCCCCAUUGCUCUAAAGCCUUCCUGGGUGCCUCAGACCUGCGCAAGCACCUCAAGACCCAUGUGGCCCAAGAGAACAGGAGCACCGAGGACACCAUGGUGACUGCCACCAUCAUGACCUACGAAUCCCUCCUCCCUGCUCAUCUCCAUCCCCAUGACGAUGGGACGGAAACUGACAAGGACUCUCCCUCAGACUGCCUGCCUGACCCCCUCACGGAACCCUCGUAAGCUCCGCCUCCCUCCCGCCUUUGCCCAGCCUGCCAUUGGGCGAAAAGAAGCCAACUCAGUUGCUUAAAAGCUCUUUGCGUACUUUGAUGAUUACUCAGUCUUGCCUUGUGAAUGUGAUAUGUGGACCACGCUCUUUCAGGGCCCUCCUGUCCAGCAUGGCUCUCCAGCAUUUCUUUCCAAGUAGGGCUUGAUGUGCUUUAUCAUUGGCUGUGUGUGGCUGCCUUUCCUCCCACCCUCCAUUGUUGCCCACACCAGAUGUCCACUUGCCUGCCCAGUGGGAAAUUAAAUGUGCCUGGUGUGUGUGUGUGUGUGUGUGUGUGUGUGUGUGUGUGUGUGUGUGAGAGAGAGAGAGAGAGAGAGAGAGAGAGAGAGAGAGAGAGAGAGAGAGAGAGAGGAACCAGACUCAAUGCUUUUGAAUCUUUGGUUAGCAAAAGGAGGACGACAUCUCGUGAGUUUGCACAUGUCUGCAUGUGGGGAGGUGUGUUUUUAUUGUUUGCAGGGUGAUGCAUUCAUCUUAUGAGGUGUUUCUGCAACCAUUGUGAACUGCUGGUGUGUUUUUUUUUAAAGAAAAAGAAAAUAACCUCCAGGACUUUUUUUAAGGGCAAGAAGAACUAAAUUGUGAAAUUUUAAGGGAGGAAGCAAAGAACAAUGAUCUUUUCUUCCUGGAGAGUUUUUUAAAUUAUCUGAGGGUUUCCUUGCUUGUAAGAAAAGAUUAAAAUAAAUGGCUUGCUCUUUUUUAAAGGGGAAAAAUUGACUUGGAUUGCAUGUGGGAGAUGCAAAUUUUUUAGCGUAGGGGACACAAUCCUUAUAUUAUCCUUAUCUCACCUAUAGAAAUUUAUCUUGCCUAUUGAAUUUCAUUUCAAGUUUUAUUUUAUUCCUGUAUUUAUUAUAUAUAUUUACCAUUGCUAUCAAAAGCCUCUCAGCAAUAAAGGCUGUUUGACCUCUGAGGAGAAGGUUUGAAAAUCUUCCUGUUUUCCUUUCUUCUCCCACUACAUUUCCAGGGGGAAAAACCCUCAGUCUUGGUCCUUCUCCCAACUAUUUAUGUCCAUGAAGCCUCUGAACUCUGAUUGGCUGGCCUGCUGUGAUGUCACUGAAGGUUCACUUGCUCAGUGUAGUCCGCUUGCAUCUUUUCUGAGUGUAGGUAUAUUUAUUAGUGGGAAUAGGGUUUAAACCACCCAUGGGAUUCUCGGGAAGAGAUUCUGAGAGGCAGAAAAAUUAAAAAACAGAAUGGUGGAAUGAAGAGGACCAGAAGAAGGGGGCAAUGCAUAGGCCAGAUCAGUGGUGGGUUGCAACCGAUUCACCCCCAUCAGGCAAACUGGUAGCGGUGGCGGCAGGAGGCUCUGCUCACCCACGUGGACUUGUCUGUGCAUGUGCUGAAGCUUCUGCUCAUGUGCAGAUGGGUCACGCGUGCGCACCCACGAGUGAACCAGUAGCGAAUGAAAUUGAAACCCACUACUGGGCCAGAUGUUAGGAAUUGGAGCAGUGGUGGAAUUCAAUUUUUGUUUCUGCCGGUUCUGUGGGUGUGGCUUGGUGGGCAUGCCAGGGGAAGAAUACUGCAAAAUCUCCAUUCCCACCCCACUCCUGGGAGAAGGAUAUUGCAAAAUCUCCAUUCCCACUCCACUCUGGGGCCAGACAGAGGUGGUAUUUGCCGGUUCUCCAAACUACUCAAAAUUUCUGCUACCAGUUCUUCAAAACCUGCUGAAUAGCACUUCUCAAUUGUGGACUUUCCAGGUGUGGUUGAAUCAUAGCUUCCAUCACCAGCAGCCAUGCUAAUUGUGGCUAAGAAAAGCCAGAAGGAGAAGAAAAAAAGGGAAAAAUGAAAUCAAGAAAAGAUGAAUACUCUUGUUGGCCAGUCUUCUCAAAAAGAGGUUCUUCAGAGAUAUCUUUGAUUUCAACUCUGAUCAGAAGAUUUGUUGGACGAUUUCUGGCUGGGAGGUGUCCAUGUAUGUCCAACUGUGGGGAAAAUUUAUGUAGAAGAUGGGCUAGGUAGUCCAGGAUAAAAUGUGAGAAUCAGCAGCUGAUUGACAGAAGGAGGAACCAAGAGGAAUGUUAGAUGGGCAAAAGGUAAGGAAACAAAACCAGAAGGGGUGAACACUCAUGGGGUUACCUAGGCAAGUAAGGAAGUGUCUGCAAGCAAAUAACCAAGCUCACCACCAAGGUGUCCACAGUUCGUCCUUGAGCUACAGAUAUUUUUUUUAUUGACAUACAGGCAGGAAGGAAUGGGUGGGUAUCUUAGACGGAGUUCCAGUAACUCUGACUGGGACAUCCUGUUUUGGUGUCAUCUUGUUAUGGCAACAUCACGACCUGACAGUCCUCCAGGGAAUGGCUGAAGGAAGACGGAGUACACUCUCAGACAUAUCUGGCGGGGGGGAAGGGAAUACUUUACUCCUGGCCCAGUCUUCAGCAACUUGGAAUAAACAUCUACAGUUUUGCCAUUUAAAGGGCACCAGAUUGAAUGGGCAUCUUCAAAGAGGUGGCUUUCAGUUGGAUGGACUUCAACUCCCAGAAUUCUCAGCAAUGGUCUUUCUGGCUGGAGGUUUCUGGGUGUUUAAGUUCACAAAUCCAGUGGGCAGGGCACCCUAUUGGGGAAGGAUACCUUAUCUGCUUCCAUUUUUUCUUUAAAAUCCCCCAGAGACGAGAUAUCACGCUUGUAAUUGCCACGUAAGGAAUGAUAGGGAAACUAACCAAGAAGGGAGCUGGGUUUUUUUUGUGGAUAUUGGCAUUAAGAGUUGUUCCAACUUAUUAGGUUUUUAUUCCUCUUAGGUUCAGACUAUAUUAACCAGGAGUGUCCAACUUUGGCAACUUUUAAGACUUGUGGACUUCAACUCCCAGAAUUCCCUAGCCAGCAUGUUUAGGAAUUGGGUGUGUCGAGUCUAGUGAAAAGAAUGACCAUGGUGAUACGAUAGCAGUGUUCCAAUAUUUGGGGGGCUGCCACAAAGAAGAAGGGGUCAACCUAUUUUCCAAAGUACCAGAAGGCAAGACAAGAA